GCCCCCGCAGGGCCGCGGACGGAGGUGGUGGCGGAGUUCCCGCUGCCCACAGGUCUGGCCUGACCUUCUGGGGCGGGGGCCUGGGGGCAGGGGCCCUGGGCCGGAGGACCUGGGGCCGCCUAACGACUCGGAGCUCCCCGCCGGGGGACACCGGCGCUCGGCCCGGGUCUCAGAAAGUGGCCCUUCUGCAGAGGCCGGGCUGGAGGAGAAGAUGGCGGCCAAGCAGCCCCCGCCUCUGAUGAAGAAGCACAGCCAGACGGACCUCGUGAGCCGCCUGAAGACCCGCAAGAUCCUCGGCGUGGGCGGGGAGGACGACGACGGGGAGGUGCAUCGCUCCAAGAUCAGCCAGGUCUUGGGCAAUGAAAUCAAGUUUACUGUUCGGGAGCCUUUGGGGCUCAGGCUCUGGCAGUUCGUCUCUGCUGUGCUCUUCUCUGGCAUUGCCAUCAUGGCGCUUGCCUUCCCUGACCAGCUCUAUGAUGCGGUCUUUGAUGGAGCCCAGGUGACCAGCAAGACCCCCAUCCGCCUCUACGGCGGUGCCCUCCUCAGCAUCUCCCUGAUCAUGUGGAACGCUCUCUACACGGCUGAGAAGGUCAUCAUUCGAUGGACCCUGCUCACUGAAGCCUGCUACUUCGGGGUCCAGUUCUUGGUGGUCACUGCCACGCUAGCUGAGACGGGCCUCAUGUCCCUGGGGAUCCUGCUGCUCCUGGUCAGCCGCCUCCUUUUUGUCGCCAUCAGCAUUUACUACUAUUACCAAGUCGGCCGAAGACCCAAGAAGGCCUAGCUGCCCGCUGGGCCUGGGGCCCUGCCCAUGCCCAGGGCAGAGUGGCGCUGGGGCCUCGGCUUCCCUCUGGCUCCUGGAAGACAGGAGGGUCCCCUGCCCUGCCCCAGCCCUGCCCCAGGGAGGCAGGGGGUGGGGGGCCUUCCUUUCCUCCUGGGCACCCCGUGUGCUGUGACCUCCUGGGCUUUCAGGCUUGACAUGCUGGUUUGGGGAGAGACAGGGCCUCUGCUGCCCGAUUCCUCACCCUCACAGUGAUACCUGCUUUCCUUGGGUCUCUCGGCCUCCAGACCCCCUCAACAGACACUGACGAAAG
Mandrillus leucophaeus (drill) is the source of this 1091-nucleotide messenger RNA. RefSeq names its product tumor protein p53 inducible protein 11 (gene TP53I11). NCBI's taxonomy places the organism in Eukaryota, Metazoa, Chordata, Mammalia, Primates, Cercopithecidae. Bases 212 to 781 code for a protein of 189 amino acids. The record is from RefSeq and is a predicted model, not a curated record. The transcript is spliced from 7 exons.